AUGUGUUUGAACUUGCAGGGUGAACCGGGUGUCCCUGGACGCAACGUGAAAGAGAAUGAAGUGUUCAUCCCUGGUCCUCGUGGUGUCCCUGGAGAACCAGGAACUGAUGGGCUAAAAGGAGCCAUCGGCGGUAAAGGACAAAAAGGAGAUAGUGGAUCUGAUGGGACCCAGGGUCUUCAAGGCCCACGAGGAAUGGACGGUUCCUCUGGUAAAAAAGGAGAGAACGGGUUAACAGGAAUACCGGGAAUGAAGGGACUUGGAGGUGAACCUGGUAGACCUGGAAUCCCAGGAAAUGAUGGAAAAGCCGGAGCUAACGGUCGAAAGGGAGACACUGGUGGUAGUGGGGCAGCUGGACCACAGGGGCAAAAAGGAGAUCCUGGUAUGAAAGGAGGUCAAGGUUUGAAUGGAGUAAACGGAGCAACCGGAGCCUCUGGAAAAGACGGCACCCCUGGUGACGUGGGACCUCAGGGAAUCCCGGGAAUUCCGGGUCCAAAAGGAAUAGGAGGACAAGAUGGUCGAGCUGGUGCAAAGGGAGAUCGUGGAUCUGAAGGAUCAAAUGGUUUACCGGGCCAGAGCAUAACUGGUCCACCAGGAAAUCCGGGGCAACCUGGACCUCAGGGUUUAACUGGGUCUAACGGCAAAGACGGUAGUAACGGUGCACUUGGGUCUAAGGGUGCUCGAGGAGACAUUGGCAUGAAGGGGAACCCAGGAUUUCCCGGUGUCCCAGGAGCUAAAGGAACAAAAGGUGAUGGCGGUGUUGAUGGAGAAAGGGGAUAUCCAGGUGCGGAUGGACGGAAUGGACAAAAUGGUAGUCCCGGACAACCCGGACCUCGUGGACCUACUGGAAGUCUCGGACAACAAGGAGCUCCAGGACAGCAGGGUAAUGACGGAAAAGAUGGGCCUGGAGGACGAAAAGGAGAGGCAGGUGUGCCCGGGUUCCCCGGUAUUCAGGGUCUCAAAGGUAUCAAGGGAGAACGUGGGUCUCCAGGAGGUAGCGAAGGGCCCGGUGUUAUAGGACCUCCUGGUGCACAGGGAGAGAAAGGAGAAAUGGGUAAAGCUGGUCUUAGAGGUGAAAAGGGAAGUCUUGGAGAGGUUGGUGACCCUGGGAGUGAUGGGAAUCCUGGACAAGGAGGUCUUCCAGGUGCGGAUGGCGCUGAAGGUCCUGAGGGAAAAGUGGGAUUGCCGGGUCAACCUGGAAUUAAAGGACAAAAGGGAAGUCUAGGACCUCGAGGAUAUAAAGGAGAAGGCGGAAAAGACGGAGUAGGCCGACAAGGACUUCCAGGAACGCCUGGUAGUAAGGGUAAAGCUGGUGAGAUCGGAACUAAAGGUGAUCCAGGAAGAAACGGCCGGGAUGGAGAUGCCGGCAACGAUGGGUAUCCUGGUAGAGAUGGAGCAAAUGGUGCUCCUGGAGUGGACGGUAUCAAUGGUCUUCCGGGACAAAAGGGUCAAAUGGGUCAAAUUGGACCAAUUGGACUGCCUGGACCAGCCGGAAUGAAAGGAGGCUUUGGAGACAAAGGGGAGCCUGGUAUGUGUCCGGCUACUUGUGAUACCUCUCCUACUGAAGAUCCUUUCAUCGGAGUGAGAAAAGGCGAUGGUGGAGGAGGUGACGGUGCUGCGGCUGGUGAGCGUAUAAAAGGUGCUAGGGGUGAAAAGGGUGAAAUGGGACCCGCUGGACCUCAGGGACGUGUUGGACCUCAAGGUCCGGAAGGAAAACAGGGUAUCCAGGGAGACGCUGGACAAGCCGGCCAGCUAGGAAGAGAUGGAAAGCAAGGUAAUCCUGGUAAUCCUGGUAACUACGGUCUACCUGGUAUGAAGGGAGCCUCAGGAAGAUCAGGUAUUGACGGGUCUAAGGGACAGAAAGGAGAGGGUGGGAGAGACGGCAAGCCAGGAGGAACGGGGUCCUGUGGUGGUGAUUGUGGGUUCCAGGAGUUCCCAUGCACGUGUGACACCCAUAUCAUAGCCAGGCACUCCCAAACUGACCGGGUACCAUCCUGUCCUCCCAACUGGGUCGAGCUCUACAGCGGCUAUAGUUUAGUGUACUUCGAAUCCCAAGGCUACGGCUUGAACCAGGAUCUGGGAGGAGUUGGCAGUUGCAUGGAGGAGUUCCAAGUGAUGCCCUUCUUGCAGUGUGGCUCCCGAAACGUGUGCCAGCAUGGCUCUAGAACGGACAAGUCAUUCUGGCUGACUACCAACGGUCAGGACGACAUAAAAGCCAUGGCUCCCCUGAAGACAGAGGAGGAUAUCCUACCGUACAUCAGUAGAUGUGCUGUCUGCUCUGGGACCCAAUACUCCAUGGCUCGUCACAGCUACAGUAACGAGAUCCCAGAGUGCCCCGCCAACUGGGAGCGACUUUGGGCCGGGUACAGUUACCUGAUGGUAACUGGAGGUGGUGGUGUGGGAGGAGGACAGGACCUGGGAUCUGUUGGCAGUUGUAUGGAGAACUUCUUCCUUCCAUCCUUUAUAGAGUGUGUUGGGAGGGGUAUGUGCUCCUAUUAUGUUAACAACCUCGAUUACUGGCUCGCUGCCAAGAAGGAUCCUAUUCCAGGAAUGUUUGGCAUGGGAAGGAUUUACAACGGACUGGACGAAAUUCAGAAUGAGGGCCUUUCGAGAUGUGCAGUGUGCGCCAAGAAACUACCAUCGCGAAAGAAAAGGUUCCUCUAG
Bolinopsis microptera is the source of this 2661-nucleotide messenger RNA. RefSeq names its product collagen alpha-1(IV) chain-like. The transcript is spliced from 3 exons. Bases 1 to 2661 code for a protein of 886 amino acids. NCBI's taxonomy places the organism in Eukaryota, Metazoa, Ctenophora, Tentaculata, Lobata, Bolinopsidae. The record is from RefSeq and is a predicted model, not a curated record. Gene Ontology annotation, molecular function: extracellular matrix structural constituent conferring tensile strength. Gene Ontology annotation, cellular component: collagen trimer. Gene Ontology annotation, biological process: extracellular matrix organization.